ACGUGUAAAUCAGGAAGUGAUUUAACGCGGACACGCUGCUGUGUGUUGACAUCAGAGCCGGAGACAGAAAACAGUGUGUGUCUCCUCGUUAAUGACGAAGCAUCAUGACCCAACAUGUCCACCUCUGUGUUCUCCUGCUGGUCCUCCUUCUCCCUCCUGCUGCUGACUCCAGAAGAGAGAGAAGGAAUGUCCUCCUCAUCGUGGCAGAUGACCUGCGGACAUCACUGGGUUGCUACGGAGACCCUGUGGUAAAAUCACCAAACCUUGACCAGCUUGCGUCCAAAAGCCAAGUUUUUCUCAAUGCAUAUGCACAGCAAGCCGUGUGUGCUCCCAGUCGUACGUCCAUGUUGACCAGCCGCAGACCAGACACCACGAGGCUCUACGACUUCAACUCCUACUGGAGAGUCCACUCUGGAAAUUACACCACUCUGCCUCAGUACUUCAAAUCCAGAGGCUACUUCACCGCGUCUGUGGGCAAGGUUUUUCAUCCAGGAAUUGCCUCUAACCACUCAGAUGACUACCCAUACAGCUGGUCCAUCCCUGCAUACCACCCAGCCUCAUUUCAUUUCGAGAAAGAAAAGAUGUGUAAAGGAGAGGACGGUAAACUCCACGCCAACUUACUGUGUGCAGUGAAUGUGACGGAGCAGCCUGGGGGAACCCUGCCUGACCUGGAGAGCACAGACGAGGCCGUGAGGUUACUGAAGAGCUGGGCCAACGAUGAUGUUCCGUUCUUCUUAGCUGUGGGAUUUCACAAACCACACAUUCCCUUCAGGAUACCACGGGAGUACCUGAGCCUAUAUCCCUUAGAGGAAAUGACCCUGGCCCCUGACCCCAGUGUCCCAAAACUCCUCCCCCCUGUGGCCUACAACCCAUGGACCGACGUGAGAAAGAGAGACGAUGUCCAAAAACUAAACAUCAGCUUUCCUUACGGACCAAUUCCCAAAGACUUCCAGCUGCGGCUCCGUCAGCAUUACUAUGCUGCUGUGUCUUACAUGGACGCUCAGGUUGGACGGCUGCUCAGUACUCUGGACGAUCUCAGGCUGGCUGACGACACUAUGGUGGUGUUCACCUCAGAUCAUGGUUGGUCAUUAGGAGAACAUGGAGAAUGGGCUAAAUACUCUAAUUUCGAUGUGUCGACGCGUGUCCCUCUCAUCUUUUACGUCCCUGGUGUCACAACACGCCAAGAUUUUCUGGGAGUGUCUCCUUUCCCCUUUAUUGAUGUCUUAACCAAAUCAGAGUACAGCUUUAAGAAUGACAAAGUUAGAAGAAACGUUGUGGAGUUGGUGGAUGUGUUUCCCACAGUCGCCUACAUGGCCGGCCUCCGCGCACCUGAACCUUGUGAUGAUGUUUCUUUUCAGGAGGAGCUGUGCACAGAGGGAGACAACCUCGCCUACACUUUCCGACACAGAGAAAGAGGAGAGGACGAGGAAGCGGUAUCUUUUAGCCAGUACCCUCGACCUGCUGAUACACCACAGGUGAACUCAGACCUCCCUGACCUUAAAGACAUAAAGGUCAUGGGUUACUCUCUACGCACCUGGGACUACAGAUACACACUGUGGCUGGGAUACAACCCGAAAACAUUUCAGGUGAAUGUGACUGACGUCCAUGCUGGAGAGUUGUACAUGUUAGCAGACGACCCCGGGCAGGACAAGAACGUCUACAGCGACACGGAUCACAGUGUGAUCAUGAGGAAGAUGACCAGCCUGCCUCAUACUGUGACUCUGCAGACGAGAAUGAAGCUGCAGCUCCUCUACCUCACAGCAGGGAUGAAGAGGAACAGUGGGAAAGCGUGAUGACGAGAAUAAACUACAACAGAUGGACGGAUGAGGACAAGUACAAAGGGAAGAUGGAUGGAUGAAAAACUUUGUCUGGAAAGGAGGAAUUCCUCUGAUAAUUCUUUUAACACAACACACUUGAUUCUGUAUAUUCUGCGACCACCGUUAAUCUUUAAAGCUCAGUUCUUCCGGCUAAUGUUCCGUGUUAAGAACUCGUCAGCAGACUGGAGUCAAAACAUGAGUGAAGUGAACAAAAGAGCAUAUGUGCUGUUAGUUUCAAGACAUGAAGGAGUUUAGCAAAGAAAUAAUUUACAUUUUGACAAAGAGAAACAUCUUUAUAUAAACAGAAACUCUUCCUCUAACUAAACAGAGCCAGUGUUUUCAGUGACGGGCCUCUUCACAGCUGCUGUUCAUGUCUGUAUCUACUUACUUGUGUGGAGGAAAUGUUAUGGUGUUUAUUUAGUCUCAAAAUUUGCAAGUGCAAAACAAUGUGAGGAAUCACUUCUGCUCCGUGUGCACGACGAGCGAGGGACUGGCGACGGUGUCGUGCACAUGGAGCAAAAAUGAUCGUGUGUGAGGGUUUCUUUCGCUAGCAGAUGCUGAUCUGUGCGCUUUCAGAGUAGAUCCUCCCUCCUGAGUGUGGGUUUUUUUGUGCGGGAAUUUUGAGACUAAAUAUCAUGUCUAAAUUUCAAUGGCAGCAGGAACAGUUAUUUUUUUCUGUCGAAAAUUUAACAGCUAGUUAGCUUAGCUUGAACACAACGCAAAAAUAUGUUUAGUUUCUACGAAAUUGCAGUACUUGUUGAAAAUUCUUAUAUUUCAACUGCGAUAAAUAUUUUAAAUAGUAAUAGUCAGACGCAUUGGUAAGUAGUAUUGUAAACUUUGGACAGAGCCUCGCUAGCUGUUUCCUCAGGAGUACUUCCUUUUUGCCGAGUUAAUCGUGAGACAAUAAUGCUCAUAUCUAGUGUUCACAUAUGAAUAAAGUGUAGAUAUAAUGCUGGAUGCACAGCCUCCUGACGGACAGCUCUGAUUGGCCAUGAAUUCACUACCCCCUCUAUGAGGAGACACUUUACGAGUCUUUUCAUCAGAAGCAAUAUCGAAGAAACCUGAAGAUUUAGAUCUUUUGAUUCACAGCGACACCAAUUUCCUUUUUUCUGGAUCAAGUGUUCAUCAUAUUGAUCGUUCAGUCAGCUUCAGGUGUCGUCUCCACUUUAAAGCACAACAGCUAAAGAGUGCUUGAAUAGUUCUGUACAGUGGUGUGAAACAAAAUGACAUUUCUAUUUGCACUUGACGUCCCUCACAGCUAUUUGCCUCAAAUAGUCGGUUCAGAUCAAUUUGUGGAAUUGAAAUGAAGUGAGUAAAAGCCAUAAUAAUUCAACGCAAAUGAAACUGAGCAUUUUACUGCUGCUCCAAUGCGUGAACAUUUUGGUGCUGUGGUAAUUUUAGAAGAGUCAUUCCAGCUUGAAUUUCAGGUUCAGCAAUGAAUCAAAGGGAUUUGGUCUGACAACUUAUAUUGUGGGCUGCCCUGUCCUUGUGUUAAUGGGAUACAGUUGAAUCAUGGUAUCAGCAGGGCUCUUAUCAUAUGUGAGGUUGUUGGGGGGGUGGAAAUGAAUUGGAACAUUUUUGCCUUGUUUCCUCUUAUCAGUGGAAAUCAUUGUUGAGAGAAUUUAUUUCUUCCCAGGAUGACCUCCGCCCUAGUGAGAAUUUUUCCAGUGGUUUGCCUGUGCUCUGUGUCCUCUUACUUUAACAUGUGGAACAAUGGACAUAAUCAGUAAUGUAUACUGUCCAUACAGAUGCCCACAAUGGAAAAAUCAACUUGAGUGUGGUUUGUGUUUGAGCGUCUUUAAGCUCCAUGUUUCUGAAGGGAAAAUAAAUGCUGUAAAUCUUGAGCUUGGCAACAACACAUUAAUAUAUUCAUGUCACUUUUGAUUGGCUUGUAAUAAAAAAUAAAAAUGUUUUUCUAUAAUGCAAGCAGCAGUUUACUUUUUUUGUAACUUAUGAUCACAACCUCCUCCAGUGUUUGUGUCCUGCUGCAGAAACU
This is a messenger RNA of Paralichthys olivaceus (Japanese flounder), 3813 nucleotides long. RefSeq names its product iduronate 2-sulfatase (gene ids). Gene Ontology annotation, cellular component: cytoplasm. Gene Ontology annotation, molecular function: iduronate-2-sulfatase activity. The record is from RefSeq and is a predicted model, not a curated record. Lineage: Eukaryota; Metazoa; Chordata; Actinopteri; Pleuronectiformes; Paralichthyidae.